Messenger RNA from Annulohypoxylon maeteangense, 2538 nucleotides. RefSeq lists its product as uncharacterized. NCBI's taxonomy places the organism in Eukaryota, Fungi, Ascomycota, Sordariomycetes, Xylariales, Hypoxylaceae. The transcript is spliced from 3 exons. Gene Ontology annotation, cellular component: cytoplasm. Bases 178 to 2424 code for a protein of 748 amino acids. The record is from RefSeq and is a predicted model, not a curated record. Gene Ontology annotation, biological process: signal transduction; regulation of GTPase activity.
UACUAAUCCUUCCUACGAAUCAGUUUCGAUACCCCGAUACUUGAUACCUGAUACAGCAUUCCAAGGCGCACGACUCAUCCUGUCCUCCUGCGGCAUACAGCGAAUCAGGUCUUUCCCUGUUAUUCCCCGAUUCGUGUGUUUGACGGAGGACAAUAAGGGGAACACAUACCAUCCAUAAUGCGCCGAAAGCCAGUUCCCAACCCGCUGUCCCUGGCUGGCGAUUCGGAUUCCUUGGGCGAUCAAUCUGCAGCCAGCGCCAUCGCCAGCGCCAAUGCCAGUGCUAAUAACAGCGCCAAUAACAGCGCUCGCGCUCUAAACUACCCCGAUCAAAGCCUCCUAGGGACAGAGAGACUCAGCCCGCGUCCGACUCUCGGUAGCGAUUCCAGCCUGCGAGUUGUCUCGCCGACGUCUUCGAGGUCGCCCAAAUCACCACGUUCUCCCUUUGUUAGCAAGUUCAACACGACCACGCCUAGGAAACCCGUCCCGCAACAAAACCAAGCUUACCCCGUCGAUUCUCACCAGCCACUGCAUCCUCCCGACGACGUGCAUCUCGCUCAACAUCGGCGACGCCAAUCUCCCAAUCGCCGCGAGCCUGAAUAUCCACCUUUAGCUCUCCUUCCGUCGUCAAACACGACAAACACAAUCACCACCACUACCACCGCCUCUACCGUGCCGGAUACAUGUUCCCAUCCCGAGGUCGAGAAGCACUCGAGGAGUGGUAGCCGCUUUUUUAACUUCGGCAAAACCUCGAGGUCUGCCAAUCAGCUUUACCCUACACACAACGAUAGUGCCAGCGCGGGCGACGCUAUGUCCCGCGGGACAGAGAAUACCAUUAUGUCAGAUAGAGGGGCGUCGAGUAAAAUCUCCAAGAAUUCAGACCUAUCCUCGUCUGUUGAUCUUUCAGCUCAGAAGUCAGGCCAUUCUUUGCCAUCCAGAUCUGACGUUUCGUUGACGUCGACCAACGAACAAGAGGCCAAUUCGAAGAAGAAUAAACCGAAGCCUUUCACACUAAUGGGUCGCAACAGAUCGCUGAAGGAUAGGGAUGGACAUAGCCCAAAGGAAUCGAUAACAAUCAAAUUGAGUGAACCGGAGCGAGAGAACAACUCCUUAAUGGGUAUGCAACCUUUGAGGACGGCACCAAUGAAUGCCGAUGGGCACGAGAGGUCUUUUAGACACAUGAUGAACUCGACAGUACGGAACCAUUCUGCCGACCGCGCGAUACCCCGGGACACUUCAGGGAACAAAGACCACCGACAUGAUAAAGACUAUUAUAGAGGCAACCCUUCCUCCCUCAGCAACAAUAAUAACGCCAAUACAUUUUUUAAUGGUCUGAAAAAUUCCGGUAGUCGAGCAGCCGACAUGAUCAGCAAGGGCUUAUUUGGAAGAAGCGGCCGUAGUGCCAGUACAUCUGAUAGGGAGUUGGCAGUUGAUGACGAGCAUUACGUUUUGAAGGUUAUCAACUUGCCAUUGGUCGAACAGACGAGAAUGACGAGGAUAUCUAAGCGGCUCGAAGAUUCCCGCGACAAAACAGAGUUCUGGAUGCCCGCCUUUCCCUGGCGAGCCAUUGAUUAUCUCAACCUAAAAGGAACCGAUGUCGAAGGUCUAUAUCGUGUACCCGGGAGUGGUCCUCAGAUUAAGAAGUGGCAAAGAAAGUUCGAUGAGCAAUAUGACGUCGAUCUAUUUGCCCAGGACGAUCUCUACGAUAUAAAUAUUAUUGGUUCUAUGUUCAAAGCCUGGUUACGCGAACUUCCCGACGAACUUUUCCCGAAGGAAGCUCAAGAGCGAAUUUCUCGCGAGUGUGCUGGUGCCGAAUCCGUACCUCAAAUGCUCAUCGAUGAACUUUCUAAUCUGUCACCAUUCAACUACUACCUGCUUUUCGCCAUCACGUGCCAUCUCAGUCUACUUCUCGCGCAUUCCGAUAAAAACAAGAUGGAUUUCCGCAAUCUUUGCAUAUGUUUCCAGCCCUGCAUGAAAAUCGACGCAUUUUGCUUCAAGUUCCUCGUUUGCGAUUGGAGAUUAUGUUGGCAAGGAUGCAGGAACGAAGCUAGAUAUAUCGAAGAAGAAUAUCAACUAUUUCAACAACCGCUGCCUCGAGGGCUAACUGCGACACCGGAUUCACGAAGUCGUAGUGGGGCCAACACUCCGGAUGAACGAAAUUUAUCUUCGUCGGACAGCAACAAGCUAUCAGCGCCUCCUAUGGAACAACAUAAUGGAAAACUAAGAAAGAAACCAGGGACAGGAGGCCAAACAGGAGGCCAAACAGGAGGCCAAAACGGGGGCGCAGUAUCGAACUAUCCGGUUAUGGCACAUUCAAAUUCGCUGACGGUCAAUGGCGAACAAGACAUGCCGCCACGGCGAUCCGGAGAGCGAGAACUGCGGCCGCUGUCGCCUAUAAAACCUCUUUCCCCGAUGAAUUUCUCUUAAUUUGGCCACUUAAAUCUCGGCAUACGCAGUUGGAGAAUAAGGAUGGGUUUUAAUCCGGAUCUGAUGAUACCUUUCUUUUUGCUUUGUCUUGAUAAUACCCCCCCAGGAGAUGAA